Messenger RNA from Pterocles gutturalis (yellow-throated sandgrouse), 822 nucleotides. RefSeq names its product doublesex- and mab-3-related transcription factor B1-like. The transcript has 4 exons. Gene Ontology annotation, biological process: sex differentiation; regulation of transcription by RNA polymerase II; germ cell development. The annotation marks the transcript as partial. Lineage: Eukaryota; Metazoa; Chordata; Aves; Pterocliformes; Pteroclidae. The record is from RefSeq and is a predicted model, not a curated record. Gene Ontology annotation, cellular component: nucleus. Gene Ontology annotation, molecular function: DNA-binding transcription factor activity, RNA polymerase II-specific; RNA polymerase II cis-regulatory region sequence-specific DNA binding.
UGCCGUAACCACGGCUUGGUGGUGCCGGUGAAGGGCCACGCCGGCCACUGCCGCUGGAAGCUCUGCCUGUGCGACAAGUGUGCCCUCAUCUCGGAGCGCCAGAAGAUCAUGGCAGCCCAGAAGGCCCUGAGGCUGCAGGUGCCCGACCCCCCGGCUGGGGCGGCCGCAGGGCGCCCUUCCCUGGGCGAAGGUCCUGGGGUGGCAGCUGGGGCGGCCAGUGCCCCAGGGGAGAGCGGCCACGAGGGGAUGAAGAGCACCCAGCCUGCCGGCAGCAACAGCAGAAGCAUGGCAUACAGGGGGCCACCGCCUGCCAGCGGCCCUCCCUUCUGGGACUACGCUCACCCUGCUUUUCCUCCAGAAUACAUGGUCAACCCAGAAUACCUGGAGAGAGAGCCUCCAAAAGUGUACCCUGGGUGUUCUGGGGUAUAUCCUUACCACCCAUUUCCAAUGGGAUUCGCCAUCAAUCAGUCAAGCUGUAGGGGAGCACCACCACCUCCAGGGAUAUCACUUCAGAGAGGUUUCCAGCACAUUCCUAACAACUACGGGCCAGGGAAUGCAGCUUCUGUGUCAAUGCCAGAUGGAGGUGGAGAUUUCCAUCAAGGAUACUACACUCCUCUGCCUCAGUUCAUCUCACCGAGUUUUCUGCCGGGGAUUCAUUACAUUCCACCUGCCCUUUCACUGAACAUGUUGGCUGAGACAACCGAGGAAGCACAUGCUACUGAAGCUGACAGUCAGGAUUCCAGGGUGGUUCGUGACCCUGGCCUGCCACCUUCUUCCCCAGAAGAAACAAGCAGAGACCAGUCUGGGUAUUCUAAACAGUAA